This is a messenger RNA of Striga hermonthica, 255 nucleotides long. The record is from the annotation of a GenBank genome assembly. Lineage: Eukaryota; Viridiplantae; Streptophyta; Magnoliopsida; Lamiales; Orobanchaceae.
AUGAAUGCAUCAGCAAAUAAGGGAAUUAGUAACUCUAGUGAUGGCCAACGCCAAGGCGAGAGAACGGUAGAGACUGUGGAUUACCGUGUAUUGGCUGGUCAAGGCCAACAACAGUUGCACUCGGUCCAAAUUGUUCAUCAGCCACAUUUGCCGCCAAACUCUUCCGACAGUACUAGCGGCAGCAUCUUGGCAAAUGCCGCUGCCUCUGUAGCCUCCACCCUUAAGUCCGCAAAGGACGCCAUCUCCGGAAAAUAG